Messenger RNA from Kluyveromyces marxianus DMKU3-1042, 1848 nucleotides. RefSeq lists its product as uncharacterized. The record is from RefSeq and is a predicted model, not a curated record. Gene Ontology annotation, cellular component: membrane. The coding region runs from base 1 to 1848 and encodes 615 amino acids. The transcript has a single exon. NCBI's taxonomy places the organism in Eukaryota, Fungi, Ascomycota, Saccharomycetes, Saccharomycetales, Saccharomycetaceae.
AUGAGCUCGAGAAAAUACGAAUUGGCAGCCAUUUUCAUUGGAGCUAAUGUUGUUGCUUUAGGGGCAGGGACGCCAUAUCUGUACAGUUUCUAUGCUCCUCAAUUGUUGAAAAGAUGUCACCUAAACAUUGAAAGGUCGAGCGAUUUUUCGUUGGCGAUGUCUGUUGGGAUGAGUGCAAUGGGGUUCUUGGCAGGUUUGAUUAUUGAUCAUUCGCCUGCUUUGGCGAGUGGUGUAGGAGCAGCGCUUACUUUCAUGGCAUAUUCGACUUUGUAUUUCUGCUACAGUCAUGAAUAUGGAAAUGUAUUUCUCAUUUGUGCGGCAUUAGUCAUGGUUGGUUUUGGUUCCAUAUGCUCUUUUUACGCAGCAAUGAAGUGUUGUACGGCAAAUUUCCCAAACCACAGGGGUGCAGCCGGUGCAUUCCCUAUAUCCCAAUAUGCUCUCUCGGGACUAGUAUUCUCUGCAUUUUGUUCGCAUGUAUUUGGUAACGAUAUGCAGUCCGUUUUCCUCUUCUUAACCAUUGUAUGCACGUCGACGGCCAUUGUAGGGUGCUUCACGUUAAGAAUAUUAUCACCAUUGGAACCUGAUACCAAAAACACUAUAGUAGAGGUUAUUGAAGCACCACCUGUGCCACAGGAUGAUGACUUUUCCGCUAUCCAAGAAGAGAGUUACCAUUCGAAGCCUAUCGAUGUGUUGAAUGGAAAGCGCAACUCAGUAUCUUCCAGUAGCAAUAACUAUAAGAGCUUUACUCUAACGGCAUCAACUCCUUCAACUUCAUCCCUAUCCUCGUGGAAAAGAAGUGAUUCAGUUUCGUCUUGGACCAAAGAUUUGGUGGGCUCUUUACAAUUUUGGGGUAUUGGUAAAGCCAGACCUAGUGAUAGUGCUUUGCUACCCCAUCACAUUAGACCAAACGUGCCAAGAAAAACUAGUUUCACAAUUGACGUAACAAACAACGAAAGAAGACCAUCAUUAAUCGAGGAACCAAAUCAGAACUCUUGUCUAUUGGCAGAUACUAGUGUUGUAGUAGAAACCAGUACCGCGACAACCCAAGCAGGUGUACAAACUAAUUCAAGCAAGGAACUAAAUGUCUCUGUCAAUCAAUCUCCUUCGGUCAGUAUUUGGAAAUCGCAUCCAGUGCUUAAAACGCUAUUGAAACCAAGAUUCUUUGCUUAUCUGUUGACAUUAGCCACUCUACAAGGUAUUGGGCAGAUGUACAUAUUUGCUGUUGGUUUCGUAGUGAAUACACAGAUCCAAUCGAGUGAUGAUCCGCAGAAAUAUAAUCAAGGAGAAUUCCAAUCCCUUCAAGUGUCAUUGAUUUCGAUUAUGUCAUUCUGCGGUAGAUUGGUCUCUGGACCGAUUUCAGAUGUGCUAGUGAAGAAGUUUAAGGCUCAGCGUUUGUGGGUCAUCGCUUUAUCUGCUGGGUUAAGUAUCUUAGCGUCCAGAAAACUUAUUUCCUUAAACCCAAACACAUCUACUACAGUAAGCAAUUUGCACAAUAUCUCUUUCUCGUCCAUAUUAUUCGGAUUUUCUUUUGGAAUGACCUUCGGCACUUUUCCUGCUAUAAUUGCAGAUUCAUUUGGGACUGACGGGUUCAGUACCAUAUGGGGGUUGAGUACUGCGGGCGGUAUCAUCUCAGUCAAAGCAUUAAGUUCUGUAUUGGCAAAAGAUCUUGCUGCUCAUAUGGAUCCUGACCAAAAUUCAUGCAUCAAAGGUGUACGUUGCUAUAUUCACACAUUCCAUGUAACUCAGUUGUGGGGUGCUUUUGCUGUCUCGUUAUCCUUACUAACUUUGUUUAUAGGAUACAGAAAUAAGAAAGUUAGACAUCACGCGACAUUCACAAUAGAGGAUUAG